Cylindrotheca closterium is the source of this 1272-nucleotide messenger RNA. Lineage: Eukaryota; Bacillariophyta; Bacillariophyceae; Bacillariales; Bacillariaceae. The record is from the annotation of a GenBank genome assembly.
AUGAAGCGACAACGAUCCACAGAGGAGUACAAAAUAUCACCAUUUGGCAAAGAGGCCAUCUUCGAAACCAAACAAGAUGGCAAUCCAACCUUUGCCCGAGGUGCAUUUGGAGAGCUUUCCCUUGCAAUCUUUCGAGGAGACGAAGACCAGUUUCGUUUCGUUGCCAUCAAGACACUUAGAGCGGCUCUAGUGCCAUCCGCUGAGGGCCAAUUGCAGCUUUCCGAGAAUGUCGUGAACGAAGUAUCUGCUCUCAGACGCUUGCCGCGACAUGAGAACAUUGUUAGUUUGCUUGCAUUAUAUUCGGAUGCUGCCAAGCAUGGCAAGAAAAGUUUGUCAUUGGCAUUUCCAUACUAUCCUUGUGACUUGCAUACAUCACUGGAAUGGAGACGGCGAUCCUUCCUUCCACUCCUUCCUUUGGCCAUUGUCAAGCUGAUUGCCAAAGAUAUCUUCUCGGCAUUGCAACACUGUCACCAGUCGGGAAUUUUGCAUCGCGAUUUGAAGCCUGGGAAUCUUUUGGUAUGUUCCAAUGGCGUGGUGAAGCUAUGUGAUUUUGGAAUUGCAAAGCAGGUGGCGACCGAUGAUAACCAGCCUCCUAUAGAACCGACUGAGGGGCAAACAGGGACCAAAGGGCUGUGUACACUGUAUUACAGACCGCCAGAGCUGCUGCUCGGAGGGAGUGCAAAUCAUGCUGGGGUUGACAUGUACAGUGCCGGGGUAGUAGUUGCUGAGAUGGUGACAGGAGGGGCGAUAUUUCGGGGCCAAAAUACCAUUGAUCAGCUCUCUGUCAUAUUUGAUUUUCUAGGAACACCUACCAAAGACAGCUGGCCUUCUUGUGAGUCUCUUCCGGACUUUGGAAAGCUGGCAUUCAAGUCAAAGGAACCGAAGCAGUGGGAAUCAAAAUUCCCACGAGUGACAGAAGACAACGAUCUUCACAUUCUACUCAAAAGCUUGGUUUUGCUGAAUCCAUCAAAGAGACUGAGCGCGAGGGACGUUGUACAGCAUCCAUGGUUUGCCAACCUUGUAUCAGAGGACGCAACGAGACGCAAUCUUCGAGUCGAUUUGAUUCCUCCUGAACUCCGCGAGCCAAUUCUCAUUGACCCUCGUGACCAAGCAUCAAUCUCCAAAGUUGGAGCGAAGCUUGCGAGUCGACGGAGAGCGUUUCUGACUUCUCGAUCUGUAUCGCAAUGGGAAAGCACUGACACAAAAACCAAUCAAAUACUGGCUGCUUUAUCUGCCUACAAGAAUAGCAACGAGUUGACGACAACUUGGUAG